AGAGAUUCCAUCACUUUCUCAAUUCGACGUGAAGAAUUUUUCGUCUGUUUGCACUUGCGCAUCCUCUUGUUCAUCAGUCAUCAUCAGUAUUAUGGCGACCUUUAUGGUGGUUGGUCAUUCUUAAUAUCUAUACAUUGAAGGAGAGAUAGAGAGAGAGAGAAAGAAACUGUUCCUGCAACAGAUUUUCAAUUAAGAUUACGCUCACCGUUAAACAAUUAAGCAUACGGUAAAAUGGGUUCCACUGAUAGAGAUUUAAAACAGAAACAUGAUAUAGAGCAGAUGGCCGUAAUCGGCAAGAUGCAUAAUAUGCAGUGGCUGAAAAGUAAUUCUCAGUUCUCAGGCCACAUGAAAGUAUUUCCAGAUGGAAAAGAAUUAAUAUGUACUCCGCUAAAAACUAAAGUAAACGAAGGAUCAAAAGACGGUACUGAUGUUGUCUCAGUCGAUAGUGCUUCGAACAGUCCUCAGUUAGAGAACAAUGAUUGUAUUAUGAAUGAAUGUAUAGGCAACAAUAAUAUCAUUACAAAUAACAAUACGCUUGAAUCCACUUUAAAAGUUGUUGACCCGUUUGGGGAAAGUAUUAUGGAGACUACUUGGAAUAAAAAUGUUAAUAUAGCUAGUACUUUAUUGCCAAAUUCUCAAGAAAUAAAGAAGAUGAAUUCACAAGAGAAUAUUGUUAAUGUUACUCUGGAGCAUCUUAGACUCGAAGAGGCCAGAAAGAUUAAAUCCAGCGAGAUGUAUAAUGAAUCGUCUAAUAAAUGGGAUACUAUUCAUGGUAGUUCUGACACGACAAAGGCAGAUAAUAAUGAAAGUAAUCAAAUUAAUUCGAAGCAAUGCCACGAUAAUAAUAACAACAAUGCCAAAUCUAAAGCUCAAACUGCACCAGAGUUACAGAAAGGUAUGCAAAAAUCAACUAACAAGAUUAAUAUUAACAAAACUAACGAUCACAAGGUCAAAAAACAACCAGGAAAUUCAAUAAAGAUGUCUAGUACUACUUCGAAACAGAUUUCUAAAGAUCAAGAUGAUUCGUUGCACUCGUAUAAAAAUGAAAAAAUUUCCAGUACAGACUCUAGAAAAAACUCUGUACCUGUAACUAAGUAUGACAAAUGUAGCAAAGUAAAUGGAUAUAAUAAGCAAUUAUAUACGGGAAAGGGGACGCAAAUGAAGGAGCAGCAGUUUUAUAAGCAAAAUUUUUCUACGUUUAACGAUAAUGGUGACAGAAGAAGAACUAUGGAAGUAUUGGAUGAGAAGAACAGGUCUCAAAGGAAAAGCAGUGAUAUAGAUGAUUCAAGAAAAUGUCACAAAGUUCAAACAACUCGUACUCAAUCAUACAAUGUUCAAUACAAUAGGAAUAAACCAUUGGUCAAGUCACAACAGCAAUAUUUAAGUGAUACAUUCAAGGAAGAAGAAAAUUCGAUCAAUCAUACACCUGGUUUUAAUGAUAACACUAAUUCAACUGAGAACGGAUCAAAGAAAAAAUGUGAAACUAAAUGCAAUACGAAUGAAAGACCCAUGGGGAGACCAUCCGGUUCUGUAUCUUGUAGAAGAAACUAUCAAAAUGCCUCUUAUGCGAAAACCAAUAACGAUAGAACCUCGAAAGAUGAACAGAGCUCUAUGCAGAAGUUCAAGAAAGAUUCUCACACUUACAGGCGUUCUUCCGGCACUUUCCAGCCUUUCCCGAAAGACGCGAACGGCAAAGAGAAGACGGACGACUACAAGAAAACUGUACCAGACUAUUCGUCAAAGGAUUACAAAGCGAAUCAAUCCGAAGGCUCAAAGAUAAGCGUAUGUUCGCAUAAGACAACCAAUGGUGCUAGUAACAAUAAGACUGAUACAUCGGAUUCAACUGUAAAUAAUCUGCAGUCCACGAGAUCAUUGAAUUCUUGGUCAAACAGUACCAAAGAUCCCGCAAACAUAAGCGUGUCCGUUAAUAUGUCGCAAGAGUCGCACCUGUUGCAAGCUCCUUGCAACGGAACUGAAGUACAAUUCGCAAAGACUGAACAAGAUCAUACUAGUAAUAAUAGUAGCAGUAAGAUGAGUACUAGUAGCUCGGAGGCAAAGUCGGUGAAGUUUUCUGACAACGUUCAAGAGAUCCAUACAGCGGGUCAUUCAGAGUCAUCGUUGCAUACCAAUAACGUUAUUCAGCACCAUAAAGUUGCUACGAAUUCGUAUUACUCCGAUCUGCAGCCUGCAUCUAGCGUAAGCAACGCUCAACAACUAGAGAGUCACCAGAGUGUACAAAAUAAGAGUUACUUCGAUAAUAGUGGCGCUCAGGUAGCAAAUCAGAACGCUGAAAGAAACAUGUAUCUGCUGGACCUGGCUAACCAGAAGUCAGAGCAGCAGAACAAUUGCAAUCCGAGUAUGACAAUGAGCAACGUUAUGCCGUACAGCAGCAUGUCUCCGGUAUAUUUGAAUCAGUACAAUAAUGUUCAAAACACAGGUAGAAAGACCGCAGACAGCAGCAUAGUUACUCAUAACACACUGGUGCCGAGCACCUCGUCCUACACCAUGGAGAAUCAGAGUAUCAUGCAGGCUGAACCCUCCAACAUUCUCAUGCAUAGUCCUCAGACCUCGGUGUUGCCAACGUCAUCGGGUUAUCACAACCAUCCCGCGGUCGGUCAGCAUAACCAAUGGAAUUUGUCACUCCCAGAUAUGUUGCUCUUCGGGAAUAUGAUGAACACGGCGCAGCCGAUGAACAUGCAGAUGCACAACUCGAGACACAUGUGUGGCACGGAUUUCAACAGCAUCCAGCAGGGAUACAUGCAACCUCCGAUGUACUACGUGCCGCAGCUGUGUAUGCAGGGUUGGAACCCCAUGAUGCAAUAUCCACCUCUGUUCCAAAACACACCGUUCAGCAACUGCAGCGCAUACCCGAAUCAAGUGCUGCCUUCGAGCACCACAGCCGAUUCUAUCAAUUGCACCUUGGCUACGUCGAUGCAGAGCAAUCCGUACAAGCAGUUCCAGCAAAUACAGCAGCUGGAGAGCAAUCCCAGCUACUCCGUGCCCAUCAAGCUGGAUAAUUACAUAGGAAGUAUGCAGGGUUGCAAGUCGACGAACGUCAGGAUGAAGGACAACGCUAUGGAUGUUCACGCAAGAACCCGUCAAUAUCGAGUUCCCCUAGCAAACGAUUAUCAGAGCUGCAUCCAAGACGGUCAGGGGACGAUGCCCUAUUCUUAUGGAGUCGCCAUGGACCCGGCGAGAAGUGGUUCUACAAACAUGCACAUGCAACUGAGCCAGAAGUACGCGCCGCGCGCUACUGCCAACUAUCAGAGAAUGCCUGAUCAUUGUUCGAUGUUCCAAAGUAACCAGGACCUCAACAGGAAGGACGAUGCGUCGAAAAACGACUCCGAAUGCACUCCACCCAUGGUCUCGCCGAGGGAGUGUAUGUAUUAUGGAAUGAACUAUUCUAGAAAGCCGGACAUUAUUCAAAAUUCGACUCUGCACUCUGACGUCAAACCGAGUAUGGCGUACAUGGGCAGUCUCAACACCCAGCCUUACGUCCCUCAGUACCAUAAGAGCGGAAACUAUCACGCGUCCUCUAAAGAGCUCGCGUCCAGAGCGACUUUUGGUCGUAGUAUCCGCAAAUCGAUGGAGCAGUAAAACUGUAGAAGCAGUCCUUACUGUGGUAGCACCACAAGCGCAUAAUCCAUUUCUUGUUUCCGAGCUAGAUCGUUGCAGUCACACCGUACAAAAUCGUUGCACGUUCAUCCGCGGCCCCUCGGGCCGUUUUUGCAUCGUCGUUAUCUUUGUAUACAGGCUGAAUCGUUCAACGCGAUUACUUGAAAUUAUUCAGAAAUUAUUGCGUGUACGGAAUAUUUUAAGCAAGAGUUCCAUAAUAUCUACGAGGUCAGCGAAUCGUAUAUUAUGUUUAUUACCAGCUUAAGACACUUUUCUGUUCUUUAAAACUUUUAUGAAAUAACGAAAAUGACAAUUUGCUUCGAGAUCCGCGAUAGCUAUUAAUUUAUUGGUAGUCUAUCGAAAUGAUUUCUGUAUGGUUUUAGUACUUUGAAGAUAGUUUGAAGGGAUCGCGUCGAAUGAUUCACACACAGUAGGUACAAGUGUGGGCGGCAUGAAAGUUUUUUAAUCUACUUUAGACAUAUAUUUCACGUGCAUUGUACUUACAUAGAUGUUUGGCAUCAAUUUAGCGAUAGACUCUUUUUCAAAGUUGAGAAGCUUUAAAGGGAUUUUACGAUAUUGUAACUGCCAAUUACGCGAUAGCCUCGUCUUGUUCUAUUUCCUAUGGUAACAAGUGUGAAAGUAGCAGAUCUAUUUUCUAGAAUUCUCUUCGGACAUUUCUAUCGGUCAGUCUAAUGAACUUAGAUUAAAUCAGUGUUACUCGUUACUCGGAUUUCUGUAGGAAAGAAUAUCUUUUUAAUAUCGUGUCAGGGCUCUUGGUAUUCUCGGGAGUAUAUUUUAAGUUCCUAUGAUCGAAAGUAUUAUUCUACGACGAUUUAGCGUUUAGUUUGUGUCACGAAAAAAUUUCGAUUGGUUCUUUUACGUUGUUUUCCUUUUAAAAUAGAAAAGAAAAAGGAAGAUGAGUGAAAGAAGAGAGAGGAGGCUAAUAAUUCGAAGUGUUCGCGAAUCAUACAAGUCUGAUGUAUUUAUUUUUUGUAGGCCAACGUCAAGCCACGACUACGUUUCUUUCCUUCGUUUUCAUUCUAUCGUUUUCCUCUAGUUUCUUUAAAGAUUCGGAGGCAAAAGCAUUUUAUAUAACCAUUUAUUUUUGUUCAAAUAUUACGUAUAUUGUUAAGAAAUACCAUAUAGUUUAUUUUUCGAGGACUUACAAGUUUUUACAAAGUAAAACAUUGAACUUGCCGUACUUGGUAGAUGUUAUAUAGACUAAUUAGAAUAUAUAUACACACAUAUAUAUAUAUUCUUUCUCUCAACAUAUUCUGGUACGCAUUUAUAACCACACAGUAUUAUUCCUUCGAUUUAUAUUAAGAAAACUGCACGCGUCAAUAGAGUUCUCUUUAAACAAAACAAACAAAAAAAAAAAAAAGAAUAGAAGAAGAAGAAGAAGAUGCAAGUAAUUUUUCAUAUGGAUCUAUAUCAAUUACUGGUAACAAGUUACAAAAAAAAAAACCGUACGAAUUAUUAUACAAUUCAUAUAUAAUCGUAAAUACGUGUUAAUGUUCAUUACGAUUUUAUACGAUAUCGUUGAUAGUCCUGUAACUCAAUUUUCGAUAUGUAUUGAAGAAGAAAAAUGAGAGAAAAUCCGACGAAAAAAAGAAACAGAGAAACAUUCAACAGAAUUUGUAGGAAUUUUUUCCGCACGAUUGUCAAUUUCUUUUCCCGUUUACCGACGUGACUCGAUGCGUUGAUAUCGUUCUAGACUCUAGAGCUUCGUGCUUGCGUGUUCGUCCCUCGGCCUGCCGUCGAUUACCAAAUUAGUCACGUCGAUUAAUUCCGCAUCGAACUCCAGGACCCUUUUGCUCAAACUAUACUCCUUCAAAAUCGCCACGAGCUCCGCGUCCGUGUGGGCCACUCGGAUGAUCUCCUCGGACAGCGAUUGAACGCUCUUCAAGACCUCCGCGGACGGCCGCAACAUGAUCAGCUUAUGAUUUUUCUCCUUGAAGUCGCUUAUCACCGUGUUCAACCCCUACAAACGUCACUCAAAUAAAAUUGUACUCAAACGAAACCGACACACACGUUCGAAUCGGUCCUGAAUCUUGCGUCUGCCAGCGAUCGUCGAGCAACCAUCGUCGACCCCGAUGAUUACGAGGAGAGACGCUACGCUUAUUUCUAUCGCUAAUUCGUUCUAGCAGACGACAGUAGACGCUUCUCGUAGCUCGAAGAAGUAAAAUCCAGGACGACCGGUACGCAAAUUAAUCGUUCAAACUUGUUCUACGCACUUGCGCCGCAGUGAAAUCAAUUUUAUCGAUAUGCUUGCAGUCUAGCACGACGAUUCUCGAGUUCUUGAAGGUUUUCAGUAGAUUCUGCUGAUUGUUAGCCAGGUGCUCUAUCAAGUAUAUCCUCAGGUAGUCCACCGCGGGGAAGAGUAACCCCGCGCUGGGCCGCACGAGGAUGUAGCUAACCGCAGGUGUCUGUGUUAACAAUAACAAACAAAUAAACAAAAAAAAAGAAAUAUUUUUAAAAUAGCAACUUCUAAAAGUCUUCGUCGAUCAUUGUUAUGUAUUUACAUUUCUGUAUUCGAUAUAUAUUGUCGGCCUGGCGUUGAAAUAAAUUAAUAUAGCCAGAUCAA
Molecule: messenger RNA, 6199 nt
Organism: Megalopta genalis
Lineage: Eukaryota; Metazoa; Arthropoda; Insecta; Hymenoptera; Halictidae
Source: RefSeq, a predicted model, not a curated record